AUUAUAUAAAAAGUAAAAUAGAGUUAUAGAGAUAAACCUUCCCGUAUUAGCCGCAAACAAACACAAACCUUCUCUCUCGGUAAUCUCAACUCCGUUUUCGGUUUAUAUAUAUAAAUCCCUCCUAUCCCUCCUCUUCUUCUCUGUCAUUUCUUCUACACCUUCGCUGUCUUCUCUCCAUUCACUCUUUCUUCUUUCUUUUCUUCUCAUCAUCUCUUCGCUUUCUUUUUCUUUUCCUUUCUCCGAAUUUCGGCCGGUUGGCUCGGAUUGGAUUUGGUUUUUUCUUUUUUCGUCUUCGGGACUGAGAUCUGUUUGUUGGUUUUUUUUCAAGAGGAAGGAUUAAGGAUGAGUUAUUAUAAUCAAGGUCAGCCUCCGAUUGGAGUGCCUCCUCCUCAAGGUUAUCCACCAGAAGGUUAUCCGAAGGAUGCUUAUCCGCCGCCUGGAUAUCCGCCGCAGGGGUAUCCUCCUCCCGGUGCUUAUCCACCGCAGGGAUAUCCUCCGCCUUACGCUCCUCAAUACGCUCAACCUCCUCCUCAACAGCAGCAUAGUAGCGGUCCUGGUUGCUUGGAAGGCUGUUUGGCUGCGUUGUGCUGUUGCUGCUUGCUUGACGCCUGCUUUUGAAGAGAACCAAUUUGUAUUGUGGCUGUGCCUUUCGAACUUUUCCCCUAAAGAAAAAAAAAAAAAAAAAAGAACAAAAAAUUUGGAACAGUAUUGGAGUUGUCAAUGAUUUGGGCCUUCAUUGUGAAGCUUUCUUUAAAAUUCCUUGCGUUUAUUAAUUACUGUGUAGUCUAGUGUUUGUUGUUUCUUCCUUAUCUUUUACAUUUUUCUUAUAUAAAUAACCACCAUCUCUUCCCUCUCUUA
This is a messenger RNA of Cucumis sativus (cucumber), 858 nucleotides long. RefSeq names its product cysteine-rich and transmembrane domain-containing protein WIH2. The transcript is spliced from 3 exons. Lineage: Eukaryota; Viridiplantae; Streptophyta; Magnoliopsida; Cucurbitales; Cucurbitaceae. Bases 343 to 618 code for a protein of 91 amino acids. The record is from RefSeq and is a predicted model, not a curated record. Gene Ontology annotation, cellular component: plasma membrane.